CCAUCGACUCAAUUGUUUUCUUUUCUCUUCAAUUCUUCUUUUCCAAUUCGAACAAACUUGCCGAUUCUCGUGCCUACCCCAAUUUACCCCGCCGUCGCUAUGGCGGCCCGUGAAGCUUCAGCUCAGCCCACAAAGGUUAACAUUUUAGGGAAUGAUUCGAUAGUUGUGGAUUACGGCCUGUGGCAGAAUUAUGUCGCUCAUGAUCUUAUCCACAACUUGCCAUCGUCCACCUACGUUCUCAUUACCGACACGAACAUUGGAUCGCUUUAUGUCCCCACGUUCGAGAAAAGCUUCCAACGCGAAGCUUCGACACUCUCCACGAGCCCGCGACUCCUCACAUACCAAAUCCCCCCCGGCGAAAAUUCGAAAUCGCGGUCUACCAAGGGCAUAGUAGAGGAUUGGCUACUGUCGAAGGGAUGCACCAGGGACACAAUCAUAAUAGCGCUGGGUGGAGGUGUGAUUGGAGACAUGAUUGGAUUUGUGGCAGCAACCUACAUGAGAGGUAUCAAAUUUGUGCAGGUUCCAACAACGCUAUUGUCCAUGGUAGACUCAUCAAUAGGCGGGAAAACGGCCAUCGAUACGCCCGCGGGAAAGAAUUUAGUGGGCGCAUUCUGGCAGCCAGAGAGAAUCUAUAUCGAUCUGCAAUUUCUAGAGUCUCUGCCAAAGAGAGAAUUCAUAAAUGGUAUGGCUGAGGUAGUCAAGACUGCGGCCAUCUGGAACGAGGAAGAAUUCACCGCCCUCGAGGGCAAUGCCGAAACGAUAUUACGAGCUAUCGACCAGAAGCCCGUUAACGGUCGACGGGAUUUCGACAGCAUAUCCACUAUCCUGAAGCGCAUUGUGCUGGGGUCUGUUCGGGUCAAGGCGGAGGUCGUGUCGGCAGAUGAGCGUGAGGGAGGUCUUAGGAACCUGCUUAACUUUGGACACUCCAUUGGACAUGCGAUGGAGGCAAUACUCACCCCCCAAAUUCUCCACGGAGAAUGCGUCGCCAUCGGUAUGGUUAAAGAAGCGGAACUGGCGAGAUAUCUUGGUGUUUUAGAUCCUUCUGCCGUCGCGCGCCUGUCCAAAUGCAUUGCCAGCUAUCAAUUGCCCACCUCUCUCGCGGACAAGACUGUGCGGAAACGCUCCGCACAAAAACACUGCCCGGUUGACGAAUUGAUUAGAAUCAUGGCCGUAGACAAAAAGAACGCUGGGUCGCAAAAGAAGGUCGUUUUACUUUCGGGGAUUGGCAGGACUCACGAGAAGAAGGCCAGCUCUGUCUCGGAUCACGACAUUAAGAUCGCUCUAUCACCCAGCAUCCUAGUAAAUCCUGGAAUCCCCUCCGAUCUACACGUCACCUGCAAACCGCCUGGGUCUAAGAGUAUUUCGAACAGAGUAUUAGUUCUUGCUGCGCUUGGAUCAGGGUCUUGCCGUAUCACCAAUUUACUGCAUUCUGAUGACACCCAGGUCAUGUUGGAUGCAUUGGCGAGACUGCAAGCGGCGUCUUUUUCGUGGGAAAAUGAUGGCAAAGAAUUGGUUGUCACUGGUAACGGCGGAAAUUUGAAGGCAACUGAUGAUGAGCUUUAUCUGGGCAAUGCUGGAACUGCAUCUCGAUUUCUGACCUCCGUCGCCGCUCUCGCAAAUCCUUCUGAAACCAUCACCUCUACAGUACUUACUGGAAACGCCCGUAUGAAGGAACGACCAAUUGGACCACUGGUCAAAUCUCUUCGAUCGAUGGGCAUCGAUGUGCAUUACAAAGAGGCAGAAGGCAGUCUGCCUGUAAGGGUUUCUGCUUGCGGAGGGUUUGGUGCAGGCUCUGGAGAGCGUGCUUUCACCGGAACGAUAGAGUUGGCUGCCACCGUAUCUUCACAAUACGUCUCAUCAAUUCUUAUGUGUGCGCCUUACUCUAAAGUACCGGUUACGCUUCGAUUGGUUGGCGGAAAGCCCAUAUCACAGCCUUACAUCGACAUGACAAUCGCAAUGAUGUCGGCUUUCGGUGUCGAGGUGGAGAAGUCUCAGAGUGAACCAAACACAUACCACAUUCCCAGUAAAUCAUACACGAACCCCAGCGAGUAUGAGGUGGAAAGUGACGCGAGCUCUGCAACAUACCCUCUUGCUAUCGCAGCCAUUACAGGCACCACCUGCACAGUGCCCAACAUCGGAUCUGCGUCUCUGCAGGGUGAUGCACGCUUUGCGGUGGAGGUACUGAAGCCGAUGGGUUGUCAGGUCGAACAAACCAAGACUUCCACUACUGUCACAGGACCUCAGCGCGGCGGCCUGAAAGCCGUUGCAGAGAUUGAUAUGGAGCCAAUGACAGAUGCUUUCCUUACUGCUUCAGUAUUAGCUGCAGUAGCUUCAUCAAACGACUCUUCUCACACGACACGCAUAUAUGGAAUUGCGAAUCAGCGUGUGAAGGAAUGCAACCGCAUACAAGCUAUGGAAGAUGAACUUGCCAAAUUUGGCAUUACCUGUCGGCAAUUCGACGACGGCAUCGAAGUUGAUGGUCGGAGUUACCAACUCGACACACCCAAGGUCGGCAUCCAUUGUUACGAUGACCACCGCGUUGCCAUGAGUUUUGCUGUACUCGCUCUUGUGGCACCAGAGCCGGUGCUGAUUCUCGAGAAAGAGUGCACGGGAAAGACGUGGCCGGGAUACUGGGACAUUCUUCAUCAGCUGUUUAGGGCUAAUCUGAGCGGUGUAGAGCAAUCACUUUCGUUAACUGGCACUCACUUCGGUCUCAAGACGCAAGAGAAGUCUGUUGUCAUCAUCGGCAUGCGUGGUGCGGGCAAGACAACGGCUGGCGGCUGGGCAUCCCGCCAUCUAAACUGGCCAUUCUGUGAUCUUGAUAUCACGCUUGAAGAGCACGUUGGAAUGACUAUACCCGAACUCAUCAAGACGAGAGGUUGGGACGGAUUUCGUACUGAGGAGCUUCAGCAUUUGCGCACGACAUUGGAAGAGAGAGGCAACGGACAUAUACUAGCCUGUGGUGGCGGUAUUGUCGAGCUUCCCGAAGCGCGCAAGAUUCUCAAUGAUUAUCAAGCCAGUGGUGGUAUCGUUCUACUAGUCACCCGUGACAUUCAAAAGGUCGUCGAUUUCCUCCACAUUGACAAGACACGACCUGCAUACGUCGAGGAUAUUAUGGGGGUGUGGCUUCGCCGCAAACCAUGGUACUUGGAAUGCAGUAACUAUCACUUCCACAGUCAGAGCGUUGAUGCUGUCGGUCUGGCAAACACGCUUCAAGACUUUUCAAGAUUCUUGGAUCUCAUCUCGGGCAAGUCUACGGCGCUUGCGGAUUUCCAGAAGAGAAAGCAUUCGUUUUUUGUCUGCCUGUCAGCCCCACAGCUCUUGCCGUGGCUCGAGAAACUCCCAGAGAUAACGGUCGGCGCUGACGCUGUCGAACUUCGAGUCGAUUUGCUAGAAGAUCCAAAUGGAUCGGAAGGCUUGCCCUCCCCUGAGUUUGUGGUGGACCAGUUGGCUCUGCUUCGGACCGUCGUAUCCAUACCUGUCAUCUUCACACUGCGGACAAAAUCUCAGGGUGGCAAAUUCCCGGACGAUGCCUACAAUGAGGCUCAGCUACUUUACAGCUAUGCGCUGCGACUUGGUGUUGAGUUCGUGGAUCUGGAAAUGACUAUGCCUGAGGAGAUCUUGAGGGGCGUCUCUGAAAACCGGGGUUGCACCAAUAUCAUAGCAUCGCAUCACGAUCCGCGAGGCGAACUCUCCUGGAGCAACGGUUCCUGGAUACCAUUCUAUAACCGUGCUCUACAAUAUGGGAACGUCAUCAAGCUGGUCGGCACUGCAAACUCUUUGAAAGACAACUUUGCACUCGCGGAAUUCAAGUCAUGGGCUGCGGCUUCCCAUCCCACUCCCCUCAUAGCCAUUAAUAUGGGCGAGCAAGGAAAGCUCAGCAGAAUACUCAAUGGCUUCAUGACUCCUGUCUCACACCCUCUACUUCCCUCUUCGACAGCACCCGGCCAGCUCUCCGCCGCAGAGAUUCGUCGUGCUUUGUCACUUGUGGGUGACAUCUCAUCUAAGAAGUUCUGCAUCUUCGGAAGUCCCGUGCAGCAAAGUAGAUCUCCAAUCAUGCACAACACCCUCUUCAAAGAGACUGGUCUACCGCAUACAUACACCAUUCAUGAGACCACGGAUGUCAACGACCUGAAAGACGUAAUCACCCGUCCAGAUUUCGGUGGUGCGUCUGUAACUAUCCCCCUCAAACUGGAUGUGCGUCCUCUCCUUCACUCGGUAGGCCCUGAAGUUGACGCCAUCGGCGCCCUCAACACCAUCGUCCCCGAAACCCACGUAGACGAGGAAACCGGCAAAGAAGUAACUCGUCUGAUCGGCCGCAACACCGACUACCUAGGUAUGGUCCUCGUCCUGCGCAACGCUGGCGCACAGGGAAGCGCCGGACUACAAUCCGCCAUCGUCGUCGGAGGUGGUGGUACAUCUCGCGCAGCCAUCUACGCUCUCCACGAAAUGCAGUACUCUCCCAUCUACCUCCUCGGCCGCAACCCCGAAAAGAUGAAAGCACUGGCCGCAGACUUCCCUAGCUCGCACGACCUCCGCGUUAUCUCCUCGCCUUCUGAGGUUUCCGCCAUCGAGAAGAUUCCCACGGUAGCCAUCGGCACUAUCCCCGCGGAUCAGCCUAUAGACCCAACUAUUCGUGAUGCGCUGAACUCUCUCUUCGAGAAAGCCAAGAGCGAGAAAGUCGAGGCGGAGGCACCAAUCGGAAGUCUUCCUCCCGGUGGGAAACGGAUUUUGCUAGAGAUGGCGUACAAGCCUCCCGUUACUGCGCUUAUUCAGUUGGCCAAGGAUGCUGGUUGGGAGACUGUUAACGGCUUAGAGGUCCUUGUUGGACAGGGUGUGUGGCAGUUCAAGUACUGGACUGGCAUCGAGCCGCUUUAUCGGAUCGCAAGGGAUGCCGUGAUGGGCGCUUAG
Periconia digitata is the source of this 4911-nucleotide messenger RNA. Lineage: Eukaryota; Fungi; Ascomycota; Dothideomycetes; Pleosporales; Periconiaceae. The record is from the annotation of a GenBank genome assembly.